AGUGCUCCGUGAAGAAUGUGAUGGGAUCAGUAGCAUGUCUUCGGAGAGCGGCCCUGGGACGAGAUUAAGAAAUCUGCCCGUAAUGGGGGAUGGACUAGAAACUACCCAAAUGUCUGCGACGCAGGCCCAGGCGCAACCCCAGCAAGCCAACACAGCCAGCACCAACCCUCCGCCCCCGGAGACCUCCAACCCCAACAAGCCCAAGAGGCAGACCAACCAACUGCAAUAUCUGCUCAAAGUGGUGCUCAAGACACUAUGGAAACACCAGUUUGCGUGGCCUUUCCAGCAGCCUGUGGAUGCCGUCAAGCUAAACCUCCCUGAUUACUAUAAGAUCAUUAAAACACCUAUGGAUAUGGGAACAAUAAAGAAGCGCUUGGAAAACAACUAUUACUGGAAUGCUCAGGAAUGUAUCCAGGACUUCAACACUAUGUUUACAAAUUGUUACAUCUACAACAAGCCUGGAGAUGACAUAGUCUUAAUGGCAGAAGCUCUGGAGAAGCUCUUCUUACAAAAAAUCAACGAACUGCCCACAGAAGAAACAGAAAUCAUGAUAGUCCCGGCAAAAGGAAGAGGACGUGGGAGGAAAGAAGCAGGGACGGCAAAACCUGGCGUCUCUACGGUACCAAACACAACGCAAGCAUCGACUCCUCCACAGACACAGACCUCUCAGCAGAACCCUCCGCCUGUGCAGGCCACACCUCACCCCUUCCCCACUGUCACCCCAGACCUAAUUGUCCAGACCCCUGUCACAGUGGUGCCUAGCCACCCACCCAUCAUUGCGGCCACCUCACAGCCUGUGAAGUCAAAGAAAGGUGUUAAGAGGAAAGCGGACACCACCACUCCCACUACCAUCGACCCCAUUCACGAGCCGCCAUUGCUGCCCCCGGAGCCCAAGACCACCAAACUGGGCCCCCGGCGGGAGAGCAGCCGGCCUGUGAAGCCCCCAAAGAAGGACGUGCCCGACUCACAGCAGCACCCCACACUGGACAAGAGCAGCAAGGUCUCAGAGCAGCUCAAGUGCUGCAGUGGCAUCCUCAAGGAAAUGUUUGCCAAGAAGCAUGCAGCCUACGCUUGGCCUUUCUACAAACCUGUGGACGUGGAGGCGCUGGGCCUUCACGACUACUGUGACAUCAUCAAGCAUCCCAUGGACAUGAGCACAAUCAAGUCUAAACUGGAGGCCCGUGAGUACCGUGACGCUCAGGAAUUUGGUGCAGAUGUCCGGUUGAUGUUCUCCAACUGCUACAAGUACAACCCUCCUGACCACGAGGUGGUAGCCAUGGCCCGAAAGCUCCAGGAUGUAUUCGAGAUGCGCUUUGCCAAGAUGCCAGAUGAGCCUGAGGAGCCUAUGGUGGCAGUAUCCUCCCCUGCGGUGCCACCCCCCACCAAGGUUGUGGCUCCACCCUCAUCCAGUGACAGCAGCAGUGAUAGCUCCUCGGACAGUGACAGCUCAACUGAUGACUCUGAGGAGGAGCGAGCCCAGCGGCUGGCCGAGCUCCAGGAGCAGCUCAAAGCCGUGCACGAGCAGCUUGCAGCCCUCUCGCAGCCCCAGCAGAACAAACCAAAGAAAAAGGAGAAAGACAAGAAGGAAAAGAAAAAAGAAAAGCACAAAAAGAAAGAAGAAGUGGAGGAGAAUAAGAAAAGCAAAGCCAAGGAGCUUCCUCCCAAAAAGACCAAGAAAAACAACAGCAGCAACAGUAAUACAAGCAAGAAGGAGCCGGUGCCUGUGAAGAGCAAGCCCCCUCCAGCAUACGAGUCAGAAGAGGAGGACAAGUGCAAGCCCAUGUCAUACGAGGAGAAGCGCCAGCUCAGCCUGGAUAUCAACAAGCUCCCUGGUGAGAAGCUGGGCCGAGUGGUACACAUCAUCCAGUCAAGGGAGCCCUCACUGAAGAACUCCAACCCCGACGAGAUUGAGAUUGACUUCGAGACCCUGAAGCCAUCCACCCUGCGGGAACUGGAACGCUAUGUCACCUCCUGUUUGCGGAAGAAACGGAAACCUCAAGCCGAGAAAGUGGAUGUGAUUGCUGGCUCCUCCAAGAUGAAGGGCUUUUCGUCCUCAGAGUCUGAGAGCACCAGCGAAUCCAGCUCCUCUGACAGUGAAGACUCCGAAACAGGUUAG
Messenger RNA from Miniopterus natalensis, 2116 nucleotides. NCBI's taxonomy places the organism in Eukaryota, Metazoa, Chordata, Mammalia, Chiroptera, Miniopteridae. The record is from RefSeq and is a predicted model, not a curated record.